ACCGCCCGCCCACCAGCGCAAACCCGGACCAAUCAGAAGGCGCUUUUCACUUCCGCCUUGUGACGCUCGGAGCUCUCGUUUGGAAGUCUCGCGAGACAGGAGAAACGGUCCCACACCUCAUAUCGCUCCGGGUGGAACGCAAAGAACUGAGACAUUUAGUUCCGGGAAACAAACGUUCCCCCCUUUUUCCCGUUAUAGAUUUCUCAAAUGAACGGAACAAUAGGGAGAAUGGAGCAAUAGUUAGAGGGCUCCCCUUUCGACACUGUAUCUCACAAACAAUCGCCAUUUUGUGUUAAUGCAGAGGAGGAAAAGCCCUUCAGUCAGUCCUGACAGCUCUCCUUUUGCAGCCCAGAGAGGGUUAAAUGCAAAGAGAGGGAGGAGGAGGAGGAGGAGGGCAAAGAAGGGCUAAGCUAGCCUAGUUCCCAGCAUGCCUUCACAAAGUGGGUGACACACACAACACACACGCACACACACACAAAGAUGGCUGCUCCCAGGAGCUGCUGCUGCUGGGAGUAAUUCCUUUCUUUCCCUGGUUCUAGAAAGCCCUCCUGCUGCUGCUCCUGGGGGUUUGCAGAAGGAAACAUGGAGCUGCCCAUGGAGGCCUGGGAUGGCCUUUGUGCUCCCCUGACCUUCUUGUGGCUCAACCGCUUCUACCUCUAUUCAUGCGCCGCCUUUGGCCUCAGCCUUUGGAUCUGCGUCCAGCUCCUCAGCAAAUCCAAAAAGCAGGAUGAAAGUCAGCUUGAAAAGCCAAGGCUUUUGCCAAACCCCGCUGUUGAAGAAGACCGGAAGGAGAUUGAUGCCGACAAAGUCUAUGUCACCGGUGUGAAGGUUUUUUACGGUUCCCAGACCGGAACAGCAAAGAGGUUUGCGUCUAGACUUCUCGAUGCUGUAGCCUCCUUGAAUUUGCCGGCAGAAGUUAUUGACAUGAAAGACUACGAUCCAGACGACUCUCUGGUUGAUGAGGCAAACGGCCACAAUAUCUGCGCGUUCCUGGUUGCGACAUACGCUGAUGGGAAGCCGACGGAGAAUGCGGCCUGGUUCUGCAAAUGGCUGGAAGAGGCGGCCAAUGAUUUCCGGGUCAGCAAGACCCACCUGAAAGGCCUGCGCUACGCCAUCUUCGGUUUGGGGAACUCGUCGUACGUGGAUCACUACAACACUGUGGGCAGGAACCUUGACAAGUGGCUGUGGAUGCUGGGCGCACGGCGGGUCCUGUCUUUUGGAAAAGGGGACGCGGACGUGAUUCGGAGCCAACAUGGCAGCAUCGAGGGAGACUUUGAGGCCUGGAAGGCCAAGUUCCUCACCAGGCUCCAGGCUCUCCGAAAAGGGGAGCGGAAGGCCUGCAGCGGGAAGUGCAAGAAAGGGCAAUGCAGACCCCGGCGGAAGGUGGCUCCGGAGACGGCCAUCGUGGAGGAGAAGGAGGACGAAGGGAGCCCUAAACAUGGAGAGAGAAAGUUGAUUCAGCAGCAAGAAGAGGAACUCUUUGAAACCACAAGUGAGGAAGAGUCCGGCGGCGAAGAGGGAGACGUGGGUGCAAACAGUGUGGUGGAUGUUGAGGAUUUGGGCGAAGUGAUAGGGCGCAUGAAGAAAGCCCAGAGAGAGCGUGAUCUGGAGGAAGAGGCGGCCAAGAAGGCUGGAUCCCAGGAGGAAGGCCAGGAUGAGAGGAGGGAGAUGAUCACGCCGGCUUUAAGGGAGGCCCUCACUAAGCAAGGUUACAGGUUGAUCGGGAGCCAUUCUGGAGUGAAGCUUUGUCGGUGGACCAAGUCAAUGCUUCGUGGCAGAGGAGGCUGCUACAAACAUACCUUUUACGGCAUCGAAAGCCACCGCUGCAUGGAGACCACCCCUAGCUUGGCUUGUGCCAAUAAAUGCGUCUUCUGUUGGAGGCACCACACCAACCCAGUGGGCACAGAGUGGCGCUGGAAGAUGGACCAGCCAGAAAUGAUCUUGCAGGAGGCCAUAGAGAACCACCGGAACUUGAUCAAACAGUUUAAAGGGGUCCCCGGAGUGAGAGGCGACCGCUUCGAAGAAGGGUUAGAGGCCAAGCAUUGUGCCCUGUCUCUGGUUGGGGAGCCCAUCAUGUACCCCCAGAUCAACCAGUUCGUACGGCUUCUGCACCGGCGCAACAUUUCAAGCUUUCUCGUGACGAACGCUCAGUUCCCUGAGGAAAUUCGGAACCUCGAACCCGUCACCCAGCUGUAUGUCAGCGUGGACGCCAGCACCAAAGAGAGCCUGAAGAAAAUCGACCGGCCGCUCUUCAGAGACUUCUGGCAGAGGUUCUUGGACAGCUUGCGAGCCUUGGCUGAAAAGAAACAGCGCACGGUGUAUAGACUGACAUUGGUGAAAGCGUGGAAUGUGGACGAACUGAAGGCUUAUGCCGAGUUGGUGUCUCUUGGGAAGCCGGAUUUUAUUGAGGUCAAGGGAGUGACCUACUGCGGGGAGAGCUCCGCCAGCAGCCUGACGAUGGCCAACGUCCCUUGGCACCAAGAGGUCACCCAUUUUGUCCAAGAGCUGGCGGAUCUGCUCCCGGACUACGAAGUCGCCUGCGAACAUGAGCACUCCAACUGCCUCUUGGUUGCGCACACAAAGUUCAAGAUUGACGGAGCCUGGCACACCUGGAUCGACUACGAUCGCUUCCAAGCGCUGGUCCGCGAAUACGAACGGAGCGGUGGGACGGAGACCUUCACCGCAUCCGACUAUGUGGCCCCGACUCCAUCAUGGGCUACUUUUGGGUCCAUCGGACAGGGCUUUGACCCAACAGACACCAGAUUUCAACGGAGGAACAAAGCUAAGGACAUCUCGGGCUGCUGACACUUGUGUUUUUGGGGACGCGACAAACCUCCCUGUAUUGGGAAGGACUUGAAGUCAAGGACUGUGGCCCCAAGAUCAGGGUCACAUUGGGUGCCCUGGGACCGACUCUGUGGCCUCUGAGACCCCCAGACCUUCCUGAAAACAUGGAACAUUUUGGGUACCAAAACCUCCAAACUCCAUGUUGGUUUGAGUCUUCUUGUUCUUUUUGUUAAACAGAUGGUUGUAUUUCAGCCAAAUCACCCCAAAGGAAUUGAUUUUAUGUCCCUUUUGGCCACAGCUUUGCGGAGAUGCAGGAACAAUCCCCAAAGUUUCCUAUCCCUUGCCUUGGAUAAAGGUCAGCUUUUGCGCCCGCGUUCGAAAAUCUGCGUGCAAAACCCACGGAGGACAUUUUGGGAACCGUGGAACAAAAGGGCCAAAACGCUCUGCGGAAAUGAUCCAAGCUUAAAACCGCUUUAACUGCCCUGGCUGCGGACUCCUGGGAUUUGUAGUUUAGGCUUUCUGAACGUCUCACGAAACUCACUAACGUUGAGCCAAGUGUCGAAACUGGAUUAUUUCCGCAGUGCGUUUUGGCCCGACGUCGAGCCGAUUUCUCCUCUUGGAAUGAUCUGUGUUUUCGGAGGCGCAGUCGGGGAAUUGCGUGUGUUCAAAUGGAAUAAAAAUGUAUUUCUUCUAGUCUAUUAAAAUAUAUAGUGUUGUUUUUUAUUUUAACGUGUAAUUGGUAUCUGCUUUUCUCUUUGUUUUGAUGCUCCGAAAGGGAUCCUGGAGGCAGCCGCUGUUUUCCUUUGGAGACGUAAGUACCUCCAGGGAGAACCAGAAGACAAAACACAUUACUUUUAUUGUCAGACCUUUUGUUGGCGGAAGUAGGACAAAUGUUAAAAAGCCUUUUUUAAGUGAUGUCUCUUCCCCAAAUACAAGUCC
Molecule: messenger RNA, 3723 nt
Organism: Sceloporus undulatus (fence lizard)
Lineage: Eukaryota; Metazoa; Chordata; Lepidosauria; Squamata; Phrynosomatidae
Gene: TYW1
Product: tRNA-yW synthesizing protein 1 homolog
Exons: 16
Coding region: 583-2805 (740 amino acids)
Biological process (GO): wybutosine biosynthetic process
Molecular function (GO): 4 iron, 4 sulfur cluster binding; FMN binding; catalytic activity
Source: RefSeq, a predicted model, not a curated record